Messenger RNA from Mycena indigotica, 1851 nucleotides. RefSeq lists its product as uncharacterized. The record is from RefSeq and is a predicted model, not a curated record. Lineage: Eukaryota; Fungi; Basidiomycota; Agaricomycetes; Agaricales; Mycenaceae. Bases 1 to 1851 code for a protein of 616 amino acids. The transcript is spliced from 14 exons.
AUGCUCCUAUCGGCUGUCCCGAUAGCGUUGAGGGAGUUGUUCACUGCGUUGAAGAAUCUCAUCUGGUUCAUCGUCCGCAACCUACACAUUCGUGUCUACAAACCAUUGGUUGCGGUCUUUCGUCCAACUCGCCGGUCCAGUCGAGGAUCGUCCGAUUCGUCGCUGCUCCCAUUCUUUCCAAGUACCGAGCCGCAAUGGACAAGGGCAAUGACGGAGGUUAUGGUGGACGAUGAACUGAAAUCCGAGGUCGCACAAGCUCGAGAGGACGACGAGCAAAACCCUCAGGCCGGUGUGCCGGACGUGGAAACUUUAUCCUCAGCUACCCCCUCCCACCGACCAUCCCUGAGUUCGAUUCCAGGGUUCUUUCCAACCACGCCGCAGUUGUUUCGGCGAUACUAUCGGGGCCAGAAAGUCACGAAAGUUCCGACACAGUACACCUUACCUCCCGGUCCUCACAAGAGCAAAAGAAAGACACCACACGGUUGGAUAGCAAAGGCUCAUCCAGAAGGCGCCCUCUAUUACAUCCAGGAUGAGAAACGUAUCUUCACGGACGCCCAUCUCCACAUUGACGCCAUAUUCGCCAUCGCAACUCGUUUUCUUCGACUUGUCGACCGCCUCGCCCCACCAAACGCGGACAUCGUGCUCGACUUCCGUCCUGCCAAGCUUGAAGAGCCAUACAACCCCGAAGGUUACACGUGCGGGUAUUACUUCGUUGACCACGAGGAACGAACCGUGUUCUGGGACUGUGCCUUUGACUCGAAACACUUCUACCGGAGCAAAGAGGUUUACAAUGUCACUUCGGCCUCGCAUAUACAAUUCGAACUGACUGCGCAAUACUGGCAGCACUGCGAGCUUUUUCCAUCAUCGAUUGCUCUUACUUCGGGGCAUAUUCGAGACCUCCAGGAUGUGUUGAACCACCAGAUUGGCGAUCUGCUCACGUCGCCGACCUCGACAGUCCCGUUUUCAGUCGACCACCUUCUCAAGGUGCUGACCGUCGUCAAUAAUAUGAGCGACUUUGUUGGGAAUCGAAGUGACGGAUCCAUGUGUAUUCUCGCCAGGUUUAUGUGGCUCUUUGAGCUCGAAAAGUUCUAUAACUUCUGUGGUGAACCAAAUGCCCGACUCGACAGUACCCAUUCCGUGUACAAGGGCUCGCAGAAACCGUCUUGGCUUAUCAAAACAGCAUCAAUAUUGCUAUUCAAUGCUCCAAUGAGGCAUCUUCAAGCGUUUGAGCAAAUCUUCAAGGACGAGCUACUACACCGGGCACCAUGGGACCAGCGGGUGGACACUUUGAUAACCCAAUACCAAGAACUAAUCCUUUUCGCAACGGUGCUACUCAACGCAAAUAUAGCAUUCCUCGCUAUACCUAUUGUCGACAACGGCGAUCACUCCCGCAAGCGCUCUGUCGCACAAAUUGCUAUAUACAUUUCUGUUAUCGCCAGUCUUGGGAGCGUUAUCGUCGGGCUCAUUCUUGCACGUCUGCUACGAGACCGGCGAGACUCUAGUUUCUACAGCGCGGCGACCAACCUCCACCACCACUACAAGUCCCGCUUCGGCCUCGAGCCGCUCUCUAUCCUGUACUCGUUGCCAUUUGCGCUACUGCUGUGGGGGGCGUUCACGUUUCUCAUCGCAUUCUUGACGAUGUGCUUCGCGUCCUCAGACGCCCCGACACAAGCCAUCGUGGCGGCAGUCGCGUCCUUCAUGGUCCUGGGAAUCCUCUGGUGCUUCGACCAGGGCCGGCAGAGGCGGUUCGCCGUCGAGAUACUCGCACAGCGGAGUCGGGUCAGCGGGUGGAUCCGUAGGCUGACAGGAACGCCAAGUCAGAAUGAUGAGAUGUGGAGCUACCACCUAUAG